CAAUGAUUGUAUAACUUUUGAGCCAUUUUUGGGCGAUAUUUGUAUGAAUUUUGUGCUAAUUAUGUGUGAUUUGUGUGAAUAGCGGCUCAAAAGACUGGGGAAGACCUAAAACAAGAGGAAGAGCUGCUCCAGAGGUUAGUGGAGAUCAUCGAAGAGCGCAACGAUAUCGUCGAGAAUAUGAUCAGAGAUGAGAACAAAGAAGUAGAGGAAUACCAGAAACUCAUCUCAAAAGUAUUGCCACAGAAGCCGGAGCUGAAGCCAAAGCCAAAGCAAACGGUAGGCGCCGGUAGUGGUGAGGAUCAGGAGGCGCGGCAAACGGUGUCCAAAAAGGCACUCAAAGAGGAGAUUAAACUGAAAGAGAAGUUACGACUGAAAGACAUAAAAGAGAGGAAACGGCUGAAGAAGUUGGAGAAACAGAUCCAACAGAAAGCGGACAAAACUGAUGGUAAAUGUGGCGAUGGUUUGGAUGAAAAAGUGGACAAACAGUCGAAACACUUGUCGCUGAAGUCGACAUUAAAACCGCUGAAGAAGUUGGGACUCAAGUCGCUAACGACCGAUAAAAACGAUAAAAAGUCGGAUAAAGUGGUGAAGACUAGUAGUAACCCAUCGCCACCGACCCCCGCACCCCCUCCCAAUGCCAGUGAUAGCGUGGCCACGGGUCAGACCCUCGCCGAGGACCCGGUGCUCGCGAACGGCGCCAAUAAAUGAGUGAAAAGUUGUGUUUUGUGUAUAAAAAUUGAUUUUAAUUU
This is a messenger RNA of Oppiella nova, 749 nucleotides long. Lineage: Eukaryota; Metazoa; Arthropoda; Arachnida; Sarcoptiformes; Oppiidae. The record is from the annotation of a GenBank genome assembly.